Messenger RNA from Hydractinia symbiolongicarpus, 3741 nucleotides. RefSeq names its product potassium voltage-gated channel protein egl-36-like. Gene Ontology annotation, cellular component: membrane; voltage-gated potassium channel complex. The coding region runs from base 71 to 2713 and encodes 880 amino acids. Gene Ontology annotation, molecular function: protein binding; delayed rectifier potassium channel activity. The record is from RefSeq and is a predicted model, not a curated record. Lineage: Eukaryota; Metazoa; Cnidaria; Hydrozoa; Anthoathecata; Hydractiniidae. The transcript has 3 exons. Gene Ontology annotation, biological process: potassium ion transmembrane transport; protein homooligomerization.
UUUGAUAAAUUUUCUAUAGACUAAUAUAACUAAUAAAAAUAAAUCGCAUCCAGUGAGAUGAGAAUCAAUAAUGGAUAAAUACACAUACAGUGAUGAUGAAGAUGACGCUGUUGACAGACUUUCGUUGAACGUGGGAGGUGUCAAAUUUGAAACUUACACGACUACUUUGCAGAACAUAUCAGAUACGAGAUUAGCAUGGUUGACAGAAAAUGUUGACCCGGAAAUUCUCCACACUAAAGAAUUCUUCUUCGAUCGACAUCCCGGUGCAUUUGUGCAUAUUUUAAAUUAUUACCGGACGGGUAAGCUUCACACGCCAACUGAUAUGUGCGGACCGGCGUUCGAAGAAGAACUGCAAUUCUGGGGAAUCGAUGAAAAACAAAUGGAACCAUGCUGCUGGGAGACGUUUACUAAGCAUCGUGAAGCUGAGGAAAAUUUACGUAGCUUUGAAGGUCCUGGCUUUGAAGAUCUACGAGCUACAAGCAGUCGCAAAAUAUCGACAUUUUCGAACCGUUUUGUUUCGCGUGAAUAUUUGAAUAUCGAUUUGGAGAAAAUUUGGCAGAUCUUGGAGGACCCACAUUCGUCACAACUCGCCAGGAGAUUUUCGAUCCUCUCCUGUCUGAUGAUAGUCAUAUCUGUUUCACUGUACUGUGUGGGAACAAUGCCAGCGUUGAAAGAUAAUCAAGUCAUCCAAGUGAUCAAUUACAUUUGUCUCGUUUUCUUCACGAUGGAAUUCUUAGCUCGAAUAAUUGUAACACCGUCUCGUAAAUCGUUUCUAAAAGACUACAAAAAUUGGAUCGAUUUUGCAUCUUUGCUACCAUCUUACUUGGUGUUAAUAUUCCCGAUUGACGUCAUCAAAAAUAUGGUGAUUAUUCGAACACUUCGACUUUUUAAAUUCUUUAAAUUGUCGUAUGGUUUACAAGUACUCAUUCACACCCUGAAAGCGAGCUCUUACGAAUUGACUCUGUUAUUAUUUAUCUUGCUCAUCCCAGUCGUAAUAUUCUCAAGUCUCGUACAUGCAACAGAAAACGCUUUCGAUAAAGGCACGACUAAGUUCGAUUCGAUUCCGACAACUUUUUGGUGGUGCAUUAUCACCAUGACAACAGUCGGUUAUGGCGAUUUAACUCCUGAGACUUGGGCCGGUCAAAUUAUUGGAUCUGUAUGUUCAAUCUUUGGCUUGCUUAUAGUGGCUUUACCUAUUUCGGUGAUUGGUAGCAACUUUACGUUAUAUUAUGCCCAUGUAAAAGCGAGAUUAAAAUUGCCGAAAAAAAAUCGAACUUUACUCCAAGGAAAUUUACGGGGGUUAUUACGGCAGCCAUUAAGUUUAUCGUCAAGAGAUCGAGACCGAAAAACGUUACGGCGAAAUAAUAACAACGCGAUACGACGAAAGAAUGAAGUUGUAUCUCCAAGCUCGUUUCAGUUGCAGUUAAAAAGAAGAAAAGCAUUUGAUCAAAUAUCUGGAAAUACAUCCGACGGCACACCUGGUACUGAGACUCCUUCAUCAAAAUACAUUAGCAGUGAUUUAAUAACUAAUGCAAAUGCUAAUCAAGCGAGAGGACCGGGACGAAGUGGUGGUCGAAGGGCCGCGAUGUUUGCAAUCGAUUUAUCAGACAAUGGGUCUGUGACGUCAGAAGGUGACACCGAUACAGGCUUGCUUAGGAAUUCUUAUGUCGAUGAAGCAUCUAUGGCUGAUACACCGACGCAUAAAGAUACCUUGCAAGAUAAAUCGAGUGAGCUUAAUAAUGAAGAAGUCCUGGUAGAUUUAGAAUGCUACUCCUCCUGCGAUGAUUUUAAUGACGAUGUAUUCGACGUGAAAGAAAAGACGAGACACACGGAAGAAAAUGUGGUUAAACACGAGCAGGAGGAGAAAGCAGAUUCUACUAACUGUUCAGAGAUUUCACAGAGACCGGUUAACAAUGGAAACAUCAGCACGGACAAACAUGAAAACAGUGAGAAGGAGAACAAACACAGUAGCAAAAGCUGUGAGGAAGAGAGCGCGAGCAAAGAAUUGUGCGACAACAACCAUGUUUAUAACAACCGACGCAAUAAGCUAAGCCAAUUAAAAAAUAAUACGAGUAAAACAAAUUGUCCUACACCUCGAACUCAAAGACGAGGUGCUUUGGCUUUGCAGCCUGCCAUAUCAUCGUCGGAGGAGAGUGACGGGGAGAACAUAGAAGCGAUAAACUCCGUUGUAAAUUUUAAUUUGCCUUCUACUAAAGAACUACAUUUAAAAAAUACGUUUAAUUCCGACGCAUACAUGAGGGUAGCUUCCGAUUCGGAUUUAACGGACACAAAACGACGAAUCUCUAUGAAGAUGAUGACAAGUUUUGACCAUAAACUUUUAAGUAACGCAGACAGAAAUAACCAUAGGCCGUUAAAGCGCGCCAAAACGACCAAUUGUCAAGAGCAUCAGAAAGAAAAACCUUUUUUCAACAUCAGUAAUAUAAUGAAAGAGGCGUGUGACUCUAGGAGAGAAAACGGAAUUGCCUCGGGACGAAGACAUAAAAAUAGUGACGACGUUUCAUGUACGACUGGUUCAUCGAGUUCACUUUCAAGAAUCGACGAUGGAUCAGAAUGUUCCAUAAGCACGGGUAAUAUGCUUGAACCAGUAAACAGACAGGAAAAUAGUUGGGAUAGCAGAGUCAAAAGCGAGAACGACAUAGUAAGCUUUAAAAUCCUAUCGCGUCAUAAAGCGUUGAAAGAAUCAGGUGUAUAAAGAAAGCAACUUUCUUACCAGUCCUUUUUUCAAGUACUUAAUUCUUAUUCAAAUAUUGGCCUGUGGUCCAAUUUGACGGUUACCGAAAAUUUUUUCUUAGUUCAGGCUGCUGUAAACACGUUUGGUAGCUAAGUGUUUUUUUUAAAAUAGUUGUUUUUUUUGGUUUAGCCUCGCAAAUCUUAUUGUUUUGACAAUUCAGGGUCAUAUUCUUUAAUACAUUCUUCGCGUGUCAUUCAGUCUGGCAACAUACAUUAUCCCUCAUAUUCUUAUAGAUGCUAUUGUUAACAAUAAUUGCUAACUGACGAGCAAGCAUCAAAAAAGUAAGAAAACAAAUCACAACCUCGUUCCCAGGGUCUUGUGGUCCCUGAGUUGUUAUUACGAAGUGAUUUUAUAAACAAAACAAAAUGCCCUAGGAACGAGGUUGGACAAAUUAAUCAUUUUCAUGUUUCGGGUAAAAGUUGAGCCUUAGCAUACUUUUGACCCUUUUUAGCCUCAAUAUUCUCAAAAAGAAUUAGUUUGCCCCUUUGUUGCUUUACCAAUAAGUUACUUGCAAUAAAAUCUCGACUAAAGGACACAUAAAAAAUCGAAAAAAAACACGUGAGAUUGACUAAUAAAACAAAGACCGGGCGCUCAUUGUUUUUACGGGGCGAGGUAAUAAUUUGAACUGUUAAGAUUUGUGCGACGAGCUAAAUUUAGAAAUAUUAGCACCCUAGACAAGCUAAAAAUGUAUUUUGCCCUAGUCUUCUAGAUAUUAUUAACAUCGAUCAAUCUAUUUAUCGAUCGAUGCAAAUCUUUGUCCUCUUUCCCCCUGAGCACUUCAGUCUUAUAGGGCCAUGAUAAAAUAAAAACUAGGUAAUUUCCCCAAUUUCCCUUCGCAUUAAAUUGCAUUAAUUUGUUGUUGUUGUUGUUGUUGUUUUAUAUCCUGUUAUUACAGUUUAUUUUCUUGCACAGAAAUCUUAUUAUUAUUGUAUAAAUUAUUAAUACAUUGAAAAUUUUUAUUACAUUGAAUAAAGAAAUUUUUGAACUCA